Molecule: messenger RNA, 1657 nt
Organism: Arabidopsis arenosa
Lineage: Eukaryota; Viridiplantae; Streptophyta; Magnoliopsida; Brassicales; Brassicaceae
Source: the annotation of a GenBank genome assembly
CUCAAAUGAUUCUCUAGUUAGCCCCUGUUCUAAAAAUAAAUAAUUUAAGUGUUUAUUUUUAUUCAAAAAGUUGGUUUACAAUGCCUAUUACCAGAAGAGGAGCUUCUACUUCUAGAAGUGAACCAUCUUGUUCUAGAAGUGAAAAAUCUGCCGAGCUUAGAAGUCCCAAAAGACGAAAGCAAUCGGAUCCAAAGCAUUCAGAGAUAGGAGCUGCAGUGGAUGAUGUCAUGGAAGAUCAAGUAGUCGAACCAUCUCCGGAGAAUGUCGUGUCUGACCAUGAGGAAAUAGAGGAGAGGGAUGAGGAUGAGGCUUUACCUCUUCAGCCUGAGAGUUUUUUCUUUAGUCCUGAGGAGUAUGAUAAGACUUUGAAGAUAUCAACAAGGUGUACCAUUGGUAACACGCUGGAUGCCAUUAGUAAGAAGCUGGGUGACAAAGAAAUGAAGUGGUUUAGAGAUGAGAAGCAGUUCAAGCACGUCUUUCACUUGGUUAGGAAAGGGAAAAAUAAGCUGCAAGAUCAUAAUGCAAGCAGUUUUGGUAGUUAUGCCUUUGUGGAGAGGGUCUUUGGAACAAGAAGUGUAACAGUGAGCGAUGUGGAAAAGAUGCUAGAGUCAAUGGAAGGUGUGUGUGAUGGAGAUCGAUUGCAGGUGGCGGUCUUAUUCUUCUUAUGCACGAUAGUAAGAGGAGGGAGAAGGUAUAAUAGCAUACCUCCAUUUGUUUUGAAGAUAGUGAAUGAUUUGGAAGAGGUUAAAAAGUUUCCUUGGGGGCGGCUUACUUUUGAAGACACUAUAUCUGAGAUUGAUCGCUUGAUGAAGAAGCGGUUAAAUGGCAAAGUGAAAGUUGACCAUUUGUUUGCCGGGUUCAUAGUUCCUCUUGAGGUUUUGGCGUUUGAAUGCAUUCCUAAGCUGUCCAAACAAUUUCAAGAAGGUGACAUAAUUAGUAUCCUCCAACCAUCAGCGGUUGAGGAAGGUCUUUUGCUGGAGAUUAUGGAACGAGCUGAACCCGAGGAUUCAUUGGACCCUAUUGCAGAUGCGUGGACUGAGCGUCUCGACGUACAACAGAAGAAGAUUUGUUGGGAGGAUCUUCAUAAGGUUGAUGUGUAUUAUCGAGGAUGUGGAGAGGGACAUAUUCCAGCAGCUUCACAUAGGGAAGAGCCGCAGCAAGAUGUUCCAGCAGCUUCACAGAAGGAGGAGGAGCUGCUUUUACCUUAUUUGGUGAAGAGGAUGGUGAAAACAGAGGUUGCCAAAGCUAUGAAGGACGUGUAUAAGAGAUUGGAAAAGCUUGAGAAGAAUGGUGUUGGAGGUUGUUUUGAGAAGAAUGGUGUUGACACAUUUGAUGAUGAGACAGAUGUUGUUCUCCACAGAUUACUAAAAACAGAGAUCAAGCAACAAGACUUAAAAACAGACAGUGUGAUAAAGGUAACAACGAAGAGUCUUGACAUGAACAGACUGUUGAGGGUGUUCCAAGAAUAUCUGCAAGAAAAGGGGAACCUCUUAGAUCUGUCUUACGCGAAUAAAUCCAUACAAUGACUUAACAAAGAAACUGUUGUUAAGGAACUGUUGCACAGAAUAAAAGCUCAUAAAGGUCAUACCAAAGAAUAUUUACAUUAUCUGUUUGCCAAGUUCUACAACAUUUGAAUGAAUAAACAGCUGAACACUAC